AUUUGGCUCACGAAAAGUAAUGGUAAUUGUUGUACAGUUUGCCAGAUCUGUUUCUUUAUGUUUGCAUCAUUGAAUCCAGUUUUUCAUGCUUGUGUGUACCCUUGAACUUGUAUGAAUAAUUUAGCCGUCUAUUUACAUUUGCUAACCCAAAUUUCGCGAAUUUCGCUACAAUUUCCUCAAUUUUUUUAAUGCCGUUGGAUGGAUUGCGAUAUAAAAUUGCUGCGGUGUCCAUAAUAAUCCACACACACACUAUGCAUACAUAUCAGAUACGUAUUAUAAAACUAGCCUCUUCCACAAUUUUCUCACGGAUAAACUAGCCAGUGCCAGUAAUGAAUUGCUGUCAUUAAAAUUCUUUACACUUUGUGAAAAAUGAAUAUCCCACAAAUACAUAUGAUAUUUAUGCAGAUAUAGCAUACUAACUCACACACACCGUAAUAUAACAUCGUCAUAAAAAUCUACUUAUUUAUAUAACAAAAGAUUGUCCAUUUCUCUGCAUUCUUUGUGGCUGCAUUUCACAUCUUAUUAUAUAUUCUAGAACCAAUUUUUUCCGUUUCUUUUGUGAUGGGGUAACUUUUCUAAUGAUAAAUUGAGGAUGUGUGUACCAUCAUUUCUUGUCCUUGAUUAACCAUCAUUAAACAAAUACUAACUCUUGGCCAGCACUGUUUGUUAACCGUACAUAGAUACAUACCUGCUGCAUGCAUACUACACAUAUUUGUUAUGCAGUCCCAUUUCCGAUAAAAAGAUAACAGCUAAUUAUUACAUAAAACGACUCUCCAUCAAGUGCACAGUAUGAGUUCUUCACACAGUUUGGAAACCUGGAGCUGAGACAAUGUCACCAGUAGUCUUAUUAAUAUCGGUUCUGUUCAUUUUCGUCCCAAUUUUGGCCAAUCGUCACCUAAGUAAACGUGGGGUUCUGGAGCUGGGCCUGCUAAUUGAGACGCACACGCAUCACCCCGCCACGAAAUUUAUUGACUAUGGGAACUGGUGCGGCUUGGGGGGUGACCGAGCUUGGGACGGCUCCGUGAAAGAUGGCUGCGACUCUUGUUGCAAAAAUCAUGACGACUGUUAUUCCCAGCUACUUUAUAGGACGAGGGAAUUCCAUUUUAUUCACUUGAAGGCACCACGCCGUGGACUGAACUUGCUGUCAAGGGCGUGUCGUCCCCAUACUGAUGGGUAUUCAAUCCUGCCAGCCGUGGCGACCAGGAGUUCGGAAUAUCAUCCCACGCUGUCCUGCUCCCUGGAAAAACGUUUCUGCUCAAGACGGGCAUGCAUUUGCGACAUCUUGUUGGUUUAUUGCCUUCAAAAGUUGGAUCAAUGUUCACCAGCAGAACGGCAAGAGUAGAAUUAUUCAAUUAAUGAAGAACGAUAUGCAAUAAAUAAUUGACUGAUAAUAAAGAACACUAAAUAAUUGUCUCAUA
Molecule: messenger RNA, 1418 nt
Organism: Folsomia candida
Lineage: Eukaryota; Metazoa; Arthropoda; Collembola; Entomobryomorpha; Isotomidae
Product: phospholipase A2 A2-actitoxin-Ucs2a
Exons: 3
Coding region: 830-1342 (170 amino acids)
Biological process (GO): phospholipid metabolic process; arachidonate secretion; lipid catabolic process
Molecular function (GO): A2-type glycerophospholipase activity; calcium ion binding
Source: RefSeq, a predicted model, not a curated record